UUCCCUUCUUCUGCCUCUAACACUCCGGGUCCCUGCUUGACGCUCCCACUCUCGCCUUCGCCAAGCUCCUCACCAUGAGCAGACAAGUCAGCAAGAUGUCCGGCGGAGGGAGCCAGGGAUUCUCGGGUCGCUCUGCUGUGGUCUCGGGCAGCAGCAGGAUGAGCAGUGUAGCCCGCUCCGGGGGAGCUAGCGGAGGGGCCUGUGGUUUCCGUGGUGGAGCGGGCGGCUUUGGCAGCCGCAGCCUCUACAACCUGGGCGGCAGCAAGAGCAUCUCCAUCAGCGUGGCAGCUGGUGGCUCCCGGGCUGGCGGCUUUGGAGGGCGGAGCAGCUGUGGCUUUGGGGGCAGCUAUGGAGGUGGCUUUGGGGGCGGCAGUGGUAUGGGUGGUGGCUUUGGAGGGGCUGGUGGCUUUGCUGGUGGCUUUGGAGGGGCUGGUGGCUUUGGUGGAGCUGGUGGCUUUGGAGGGGCUGGUGGCUUUGGUGGAGCGGGUGGCUUUGGUGGUCCUAGUGGCUUUGGUGGGCCUGGAGGCUUUGGUGGGCCUGGUGGCUUUGGCCCUGGUGGCUUCCCUGGCGGAAUCCAGGAAGUGACUGUCAACCAGAGCCUCCUGCAGCCCCUCAAUGUGGAGAUCGACCCCCAGAUUGGGCAAGUAAAGACCCAGGAGCGAGAGCAGAUCAAGACCCUCAACAACAAGUUCGCUUCCUUCAUUGACAAGGUACGGUUUCUGGAGCAGCAGAACAAAGUCCUGGAGACCAAGUGGAGCCUGCUCCAGCAGCAGGGCACCAAUUCCAUCACAGGCACCAACAACCUCGAGCCUCUUUUCGAGAACCACAUCAACUACUUGAGGAGUUACCUGGAUGGUAUUCUUGGGGAGAGAGGCCGUCUGGACUCGGAACUGAGGAACAUGCAGGACCUGGUGGAGGACUUCAAGAAGAAAUAUGAGGAUGAAAUCAAUAAACGCACGGUGGCUGAGAACGAGUUUGUGACCCUGAAGAAGGACGUGGACACCGCCUACAUGAACAAGCUCGAGCUUCAGGCCAAGGUGGACGCCCUGGUGGACGAGAUCAACUUCCUGAGGACCCUCUAUGAUGCGGAGUUGUCCCAGAUGCAGAGUCACGUCAGCGACACAUCUGUGGUGCUGUCCAUGGACAAUAACCGCUCCCUGGACCUGGACAGCAUCAUCACUGAGGUCCGUGCCCAGUACGAGGACAUUGCCCAGAGAAGCAAGGCUGAGGCUGAGGCGCUGUACCAGACCAAGUUGGGGGAGCUGCAGACCACGGCUGGCAGGCAUGGGGAUGACCUGAGAAGCACCAAGAGCGAGAUCGUCGAGCUCAACAGGAUGAUCCAGAGGCUGCGGGCGGAGAUUGAGAACGUCAAGAAGCAGAAUGCCAACCUGCAGACAGCCAUUGUGGAAGCCGAGCAGCGUGGGGAGUUGGCCCUCAAGGACGCCAACACCAAGCUCCAAGAGCUGCAGACCGCCCUGCAGCAUGCCAAGGAUGACCUGGCCCGGCUGCUGCGUGACUACCAGGAGCUGAUGAAUGUCAAACUGGCCCUGGACGUGGAGAUCGCCACCUACCGCAAGCUGCUGGAGGGCGAGGAAUACAGGAUGUCUGGAGAGUGCCCGAGUGCUGUUAGCAUCUCCGUGGUCAGCAGCAGCAGCAUGACUUCAGCCUCCGCGGGGGGUUAUAGCGGUGGCCUUGGUGGUGGCUUUGGCGGUGGCCUCGGCAGUGGCUCUGGUGGUGGCUUCGGUGGUGGCUUUGGCAUGGGCAGCGCUGCCGGCAGCGGCUUUGCUCGGGGAGGUGGUGGUGGCAUCGGCGGUGGCAGCGGGUUCAGCGGCAGCAGUGGUUUUAGCAGUGGCAGUGGCUUUGGUUCCGGCUCCGGGGGCCGCUAUGGAGUCAGUGGCGGAGGCUUCAGCUCGGUCAGCAGCCGGGGCGGCAGCAUUAAGUUCUCGCAGUCAUCCCAGUCUUCUCAGCGCUAUUCUAGAUAA
Carlito syrichta (Philippine tarsier) is the source of this 1982-nucleotide messenger RNA. It is a transcript of the gene KRT3, whose product is annotated as keratin 3. NCBI's taxonomy places the organism in Eukaryota, Metazoa, Chordata, Mammalia, Primates, Tarsiidae. Gene Ontology annotation, molecular function: structural constituent of skin epidermis. The transcript is spliced from 10 exons. The coding region runs from base 75 to 1982 and encodes 635 amino acids. Gene Ontology annotation, biological process: intermediate filament organization; keratinization. The record is from RefSeq and is a predicted model, not a curated record. Gene Ontology annotation, cellular component: keratin filament.